Molecule: messenger RNA, 2303 nt
Organism: Ananas comosus (pineapple)
Lineage: Eukaryota; Viridiplantae; Streptophyta; Magnoliopsida; Poales; Bromeliaceae
Product: putative bifunctional dihydrofolate reductase-thymidylate synthase
Exons: 12
Coding region: 288-1865 (525 amino acids)
Biological process (GO): one-carbon metabolic process; tetrahydrofolate biosynthetic process; dTMP biosynthetic process
Cellular component (GO): mitochondrion; cytosol
Molecular function (GO): thymidylate synthase activity; dihydrofolate reductase activity
Source: RefSeq, a predicted model, not a curated record
UCGCUCCCCAUUUUAGAGUUUUUCCGCCCUUUUCCUCUGCGUCUUCUUCUCUCUCUCUCUCUCUCUCUCUCUCUCUUCGCGUGCCCUAGAGAGGGAGAGCUCCCGAUACGAGAGCGAAGUGGGGGAUCUCUUCGUUGCCGCUUCAAUAGGGCUUUGGAACGCGUAAUCUGGCUCCGAUUCAGGUUAGAAGAUUGUUAAGCAAAAUUGGCCUCUCAAAUUUCGGGCUUCAGAGGCCUUGCUCAAGAGAUAAAAUUACAAGGUGCAGGCUACUCUGUACCUCUCCAUUUAUGGCUGCUUACAAUCCCAUGGCCUACGCCAAUGGUGAUUCACAAAAUAAGCCUGAAAGAACCUACCAAGUUGUCGUAGCUGCUACUCAGAAAUUGGGUAUCGGGAAGGAUGGAGAAUUGCCAUGGAAGCUUCCAUCUGACCUCAAGUUUUUUAAGGAGGUCACGACGACUACCUCAGACCCCGUGAAAAAGAAUGCGGUUAUAAUGGGUAGGAAAACAUGGGAAAGUAUUCCUCUCAAAGAGAAGCCGUUGCGGAAUCGGUUUAAUAUCGUUCUCACUCGCUCUGGGAGGUUCGAUAUUGCGACAGAAGAGAAUGUCGUUACCUGUGCCAGCAUGACUUCUGCCUUAAGGAUGAUGGCUUCAGCCCCUUUCUGUUUGACAAUCGAGAAAGUGUUUGUCAUAGGCGGCGGUGAGGUAUUAAGGGACGCUCUUAAUGCACCUGGAUGCGAAGCGAUUCAUCUUACAAAUAUAGAGACCAAUAUCGAAUGCGACACUUUCAUCCCUCCGGUUGAUCUUUCGGUCUUCCAUCCGUGGUACUCGUCCUUUCCAUUGGUGGAGAACAACACUAAAUAUUCAUUUGUGACAUUUGUUCGUGUGAGAAAUUCAGCAACUGAAAUGCACGAUCAAAAAGAUGAGGAAACAAAUGACGGCCCGCCAUGCAAUCAUAAGUUUGAGGUUGAAGAGUUCUCAUUUCUCCCUAAAAUGGUAUUGGAACGGCACGAGGAGUUCAAAUAUCUUAAACUUGUCCAAGAUAUUAUAGCAAAUGGCGCUCGAAAGAAUGAUAGAACAUUAACUGGAACAUUGUCAAAAUUUGGUUGUCAGAUGCGCUUCAACUUGCGGAGAUAUUUUCCGUUGCUUACAACCAAGAGAGUAUUUUGGCGUGGUGUAGUUGAAGAACUCUUGUGGUUCAUCAGUGGUUCAACUAAUGCAAAGGUUCUAGAGGAGAAGGGUAUACAUAUUUGGGAAAGCAAUGCGUCGAGAGAAUACCUUGAUAGUGUUGGCCUGAAGGAUAGGGAGGCAGGUGACCUGGGGCCAAUAUAUGGAUUUCAGUGGAGACACUUUGGAGCCGAGUACACCGACAUGCAUGCCGACUAUACGGGCAAGGGCUUCGAUCAGUUGUCGGAUGUAAUUGACAAAAUAAAGAAUAGCCCAGAUGACCGUCGCAUCAUUCUCUCUGCAUGGAACCCUUCUGAUCUCAAGAAAAUGGCUCUUCCUCCUUGUCACAUGUUUGCUCAAUUUUAUGUGGAGAAUGGAGAGCUAUCAUGCCAAAUGUACCAGCGAUCGGCAGAUAUGGGCCUUGGCGUGCCAUUUAAUAUUGCAUCGUAUUCUCUGUUGACAUGCAUGAUUGCUCACGUCUGUGGGCUUUCGCCUGGAGAAUUUAUCCAUGUGAUCGGAGACGCUCACGUUUAUAGGAACCAUGUUGUCCCUCUUGAGGAGCAACUUGCUAGGCAGCCUAAGCCAUUCCCAAUAUUGAAGAUAAACCCAAUGAAGAAGGAUAUAGACUCGUUUGAGGCGUCCGAUUUCGAGCUUAUUGGGUAUGAUCCUCACUAUAAGGUAGCCAUGGACUUGGCCGUAUAAAGCCCCCCUUCUUUUUAUUUCCGGGGCGUUUCCGACUAAUAGCAGCAGGGAUCUUCUCUUCUACUGGUAAAUACUAGUGUAAGGUACAGAUAAUGGUAGCGUUUUUGCUUGUUGGGGGCGAGGCUUCAGAUGAAUAAAAUACAAUGAACGGUAAAGGUGGUUGUUCAGUUGUUGCUGUCAAAUUCGAAGAUUAUGUGUUCUUCUCUUUCGGUUUUUUUUUUUUAAAAAAAUUCUCUUUUUUAAGCCUUUUUGGUUUGAGCCCUGAUGAGAUGGAGUUGCAUGUCGCCAACCUCUUUUUUCAAUGCCCGACUUGCACCCAACUCACCUUUAAUACUUUUUUUUUUUUUUCGUUGUUUCUUUUUAGACUUCAUAUUAUGGAAGUAACAAAUAGAAAUACCUGGGAGAUGUAUCCUAUUUCCCUUUUUUUUUUUCUACCUA